Pyricularia grisea is the source of this 153-nucleotide messenger RNA. RefSeq lists its product as uncharacterized. The transcript has a single exon. The coding region runs from base 1 to 153 and encodes 50 amino acids. NCBI's taxonomy places the organism in Eukaryota, Fungi, Ascomycota, Sordariomycetes, Magnaporthales, Pyriculariaceae. The record is from RefSeq and is a predicted model, not a curated record.
AUGCUCGGGUGGACUUCGCGUCCCCCCGGUUUAGGAACCUGUCACCGAAGUUGGGAGACCCGCCCGGGGCAGGCAGCGAGGUUUUGGGGGGAAAAUACAACAAGUUGUGAAAUUGCUGUGCUGGCAAGCCCAAUUCUGGGCGCUGCUCUUUGA